AAUAUCUUCAAAAUGUUGCCAAAAUUUGUAGUUAUUUUUGCAGCAGUCUUAUUAGGUUGCCAAGUUACCUUCGCCAGCAUGUUUGGUUAUUCUGAACCAAAUCAAAGACGUUGGUCUCGUCGCCAUGGCCACUGUGCUGGAAAAACUCAAUCUCCCAUUGCUCUACACGUUUCAAAGUCGAUACCACUACAUAUGCCAGCUGUUGAUAUGAUUGGAUAUCAUAAUUUGUUGCCACAUCCAUUGACAUUGGUUAAUAACGGUCAUACAGUAUCAAUUACCAUUCCUAAAUUGGAUGAUGAGGCCAAAGAGAAGGGUGAAUUUAUGCCGUACAUUCGUGGUGCCAAGUUGCCAGGUGAAUUCGAGGUGGAAAGCGUUCAUUUCCAUUGGGGCGAUAAGAACAAUCGCGGAGCGGAGCAUGUUGUCAAUGACAUUCGUUAUACCAUGGAAAUGCAUAUUGUGCAUCGCAACAAGAAGUACAAAACUAUGCCGGAGGCCUUGGACUAUGCUGAUGGCGGUGCUGUAUUGGGUUUCUUUUUCAAUUUGGAUGAGGAUGACAAUAAUGGAUUGCAAGCAAUCAAUCGUCAUUUGCAUUUGAUUCCGGAUGCCAAUAAUGAGGUGGCCUUGAAUGUAACAUUUUCAUUGGCAUCUAUCAUCAAUGGUGUUGAUAUCGACAAAUUCUACACAUACAAAGGUUCUCUAACAACACCACCCUGUUCCGAGGCUAUCACGUGGGUUUUAUAUCCCGAUCCCAUUCCAAUUUCACCCAAGCAGAUUUCUCGUUUCCGUCAAUUGGCCGAUGUUCAAGACGGGGCCUUGGUCGACAAUUAUCGCCAGCUGCAACCUUUGGGCAAUCGUCGUGUGUUUGUUCGCGCUGGUAACACCCAUCACACUUCGAUACAUUCUCUUGUAAACGAAGUCGAUUACAAAAAAUGGGAUUGGUUCAAUUGA
This is a messenger RNA of Musca vetustissima, 948 nucleotides long. RefSeq names its product carbonic anhydrase 2 (gene CAH9). NCBI's taxonomy places the organism in Eukaryota, Metazoa, Arthropoda, Insecta, Diptera, Muscidae. Gene Ontology annotation, cellular component: cytoplasm. Gene Ontology annotation, molecular function: zinc ion binding; carbonate dehydratase activity. The coding region runs from base 13 to 948 and encodes 311 amino acids. The record is from RefSeq and is a predicted model, not a curated record. The transcript has 7 exons.